AUGUGCAGCAGGGACAGAGUCAGUCAAUCACGUUUUAUUUCGGUGUUACGCGCGCUUGAUCUGGGCAAUGUCUCCAAUCCCAUCUCCUCCAGCAGAUUAUGGAAAAACAGAAAUGAGUUUCAGUUUAAGGGUAGGGAUUAUGAUGUGAUCAGCACACUAAACAAGGCUAAAGAAGACGCAGAGGAGUGGAAGAGGGGAAACGAGGUUGAAUUGAGAGAGGUCAAACAGAGUGGUCCAAGUCGCCACUGCCAGAAAUGGAAACCUCCACCAGCAACAUGGCUAAAAUGUAACUCCGACGGAUCUUGGCAAAAAGACAGAGAUCAUAGUGGAGUAGGCUGGGUGUGUAGAGACCAAAAUGGUAGUGUGGUGUGGGCAGGAGCAAAGGCUGUUCAGCAUAUGGGCACUGCAAUAGAGUGUGAAGCGGAAGCAAUCAGAUGGGCAGUAGCAACUCUGUCUGGAUUUGGUUAUAGGAAAGUUAUUGUGGAGACAGACUCCCUGGUUCUUUGUAAAAUGAUCAGAGGAGAAGAAGAGAUAUGGCCAGUCCUAAAACCAAUCGUACAGAGCAUCCUUUAUAUUAGGGGUGGGCGCAAGUACGGAGCGGGUAACGAAUUUAAGGCGGGUAACGGGUAUUUGUGCCCAGCCCUACUUUAUAUGCUGGAAGUGAGGCAAGAGUAUCAUGUGGAGUAUUAUCUAAGAGAGGGCAAUAAGGUGGCUGACAGAAUAGCAAAAGAGUCUUCUUCUUUUAUGAACUAUGUUCCUAAGUUAUAUUCUGUAACACCAAUGUGGUUGAAAAGUACUGUAGAGGCUGAUAUGCCUAUGGAGUUUGUUUCAAUUGGUUAA
Molecule: messenger RNA, 840 nt
Organism: Raphanus sativus (radish)
Lineage: Eukaryota; Viridiplantae; Streptophyta; Magnoliopsida; Brassicales; Brassicaceae
Exons: 3
Coding region: 1-840 (279 amino acids)
Molecular function (GO): nucleic acid binding; RNA-DNA hybrid ribonuclease activity
Source: RefSeq, a predicted model, not a curated record